This is a messenger RNA of Glarea lozoyensis ATCC 20868, 2391 nucleotides long. RefSeq lists its product as uncharacterized. Bases 1 to 2391 code for a protein of 796 amino acids. The transcript has 6 exons. The record is from RefSeq and is a predicted model, not a curated record. Lineage: Eukaryota; Fungi; Ascomycota; Leotiomycetes; Helotiales; Helotiaceae.
AUGGACGGCGCUGGAACAUUAGUAUCAAUGCAGGGAGCGGGUGUCGAUAUGUAUUCGCCGAAGCGAUCUUCACACUACGGAGACUUCCUUUCGCAACACUUUUCCGCUCAUGAUUUUGCUUGGGACGCCCCGAAACAAGAACCGGUAGACACAGAUAGCAUGGGAAUGCACUCCAUCCCACCAAGGUACGAAGCCGCCGAGGAUAAUUUCCAGUAUGGUUAUACGCAGGAUAGCGUUCCGACUUUGAAAAAUGCUGGUGGUCUUCCAUCGACGUUGAAUGGCUUGGGCUUGUCUUAUGUGCCGAUGGAUGGGUUUGGUAGCUCUGCCAAUCAAGCAAUUUCACCAUUGUUUGAUACCACAAACACAAUGGACUCGAUCAACUACCAGCGCACCGCCGAGCAGCAAUUGCAGCAGUUGCAGAACAUUGAUAACACGACCGGAAUGGGGUUUCAAGACGAUGCUUGCGAUUUUGCACUUGCCUACACCACGGGAGUCGACUAUGCUUCGGCGCAAGCGAUAGCUUCUCCUCCAGAGAUCUACUUGCGCACGGAAUACAACGAGCCCUGUGAACUUGGUUCUACAGCUGUCUCCUACACCACCUCAUUACAAGUUCCCGAUGCCAGCUGUCAAGCAUCCUCAGUGACAUGGAGUCAAAACUUCGAGGCGGAGCUUGUUAGCCAACCUCAGUCUAAUUGUCAAGGUCAAGGCGACUCAAUGCUCCAAAUAACCGACCAGUCCGUCUCUAUCCAGACCGCACCUCCUUGGGGCCUUGCAAAAGACGUUUGUUCUCAUGAUCCUACCCUCUUCAAUAAUUCCAUGCUUCCUGUUGGCAGCCCAUUCGAGAACAGCCCGCUUUCGAGUAUAAAUCAUACUCCGCUAGUUCCACAAUCAAUGUGGCAAACCGAGUAUCCAUCUGAGUUCAUUGGGCCCGACAAAGAUCAAAAUUGGCAGAAUGCAACUAUCACAACACCAUCGCCUGUUGAAGAAAUGAAUCUGCCAGCGGCUAUAUCUCCUCUACCUAUGACUAAUAAUGAAGUUGGUCCCUCGAAGGCACAAUUUGAAAGCUUGGUCUCUGUCAUACAAGUCAGUAUCAAGAAGGAGACAGAAUCACCGCCAGUCGACUACCAGCCCAGAAUGGAUGACCUUAUUACGAACUUUGAUAGCAGUCCCAAUUCGGCUUCUCGCAAACGAAAGCGAACAAAAUUUACGACAGAAGGGGCAGAGAAGGUUCGAGGAGUUCGCAAUAAAGGCGCAUGUGGUGCAUGCCAUUACCGCAAGAUUCCGUGCUCAAUUGAUGAGAUCUGCAAUCACUGUCUUAAGGCUGCGAAGAACAAUCCAACUUUAGCUGGCGAGAUAUGUCUGCGCGACAAGCUGCAAGAUUCCUACGUGGGAGUAAAAACAAUAUUCGGAAGUCUUGAUUCUCGAAGAGGAGCAUUAGAUCCGUUGCUCAAGUCACUAUCUGGUGAAGUUCUGGAGAUUAAAUUGUCUGUAUCAUCAUUUGCGGAAGGAGCCAGAGGUCUGGCAACUUUACCGUUGAGGAUUCGUCGAUGCAACAUAGAUCCAAUUUGUCGAUGGAAAGGCCUUUCCAAAGUUAAGGGUAUUCACCUCACGAAGGACUCGAUUUACGCUCAAAGAUAUGCUGUCGUGCCAGGCUCCGUCUCGAGCGCUGCUGUUGAGACUUUUGCACAACAAAUCCUUCCCCUCACAGGGACCCACUCCGGCAAAAUUACGCCACUGCUGGAUAAUUUCUUAGAUAUCUAUUCCAAAGCAAAACAAGCUACUCCUCUACGGAGUUUUGUUAGGUCCACUUUGAAGGUCGCUGCACUCAACGGGUUGGUUCAGUAUGGGACAAUCGAUCUUCGAGACGGAAGUUAUGACCUCCUCGGGCGGCCGCCAACUGAAUCAUCUUAUGUUUCUCCUACUAUUCACGAUCAGAUACGUCUCAUUGCUGCCAGUGGGCUCAAAGACGCCGAACAGGAGGUUUUCAGACAAAUAGACGAGUUUAAGAAGCUAGUCGGACCAAACAAACACGCCCGAAUCGUAGGUGGUAUUUGUCUAAUGAGGUUGCUUCUACUCUAUCGAGAUCGAGCAAUCCGUGAUGCUAUCAGACUCUCGCUUCCACGACAAAAGCUUUUACAUCGAGCAAGAUUGGAACAAUCUACCUACAUGUACAAGAGGUUGACCGUCGCUUACGGAAUUCUCUGUCGCGAUGCCAACACGCCCUUGACCACUCCAUGGGUGGCUGAAGGUGACCGACAAAAGGGUACGAGUGAGAACAGAGGUCUUCAAGAGCUAUUUGUGCGGCUUCAUCAAGCGUACCGUGAAUUCUGCAAGAACCUCACCGAAGAACAUGAUUCAAUUUUCAAAGGCCUUGUGGUUCCGGCAAAGUGA